UCUCUUUCAUUCUUCACAAAAUAAUCAAAAUCAAUGGAAUCUGAAAUCGCCUCUGAGUUUCCUCCCUUCUGCCGGAUUUACAAAGACGGUCACGUCGAACGACUCAUGGGCACCAAAACCAUCCCGGCUUCUCUAGAUCCAACACACGACGUCGUUUCAAAAGACGUUAUAUACUCACCGGACCUUAACCUCUCCGUUCGUCUCUUCCUCCCUCACAAAUCCACAAAACUCACCGCCGGUGAAAAACUCCCUCUACUUAUCUACAUCCACGGCGGAGCUUGGAUCAUCGAAUCACCUUUCUCCCCAAUCUACCACAAUUACCUCACAGAAGUUGUCAAAUCCGCUAACUGCCUCGCCGUCUCGGUUCAAUACCGUCGUGCACCGGAAGAUCCGGUUCCGGCUUCGUAUGAAGAUGCAUGGUCCGCGAUUCAAUGGAUCUUCUCUCAUUCUAACGGAUCUGGUCCUGUAGAUUGGAUUAACAAACACGCGGAUUUCGAUAAAGUGUUUCUCGCCGGAGAUAGCGCCGGCGGUAAUAUAUCGCAUCACAUGGCGAUGAAAGCUGGUGAAGAGAAGAAGCUAGAUCUGAAAAUCAAAGGUAUUGGUGUUGUGCAUCCAGCUUUCUGGGGAACAGAUCCGGUUGAUGAAUACGAUGUUCAAGAUAAAGAAACGAGAAUCGGAAUCGCUGACGUUUGGGAGAAGAUCGUGAGUCCGAAUAGUGUUAAUGGAACGGAUGAUCCGUUGUUUAAUGUAAAUGGAUCCGGGUCGGAUUUUUCUGGAUUGGGAUGUGAGAAGGUUUUGGUUGCGGUGGCUGGGAAAGAUGUGUUUGUGAGGCAAGGUUUGGCUUAUGCGGCGAAGUUGGAGAAGAGUGAGUGGGAAGGAACUGUGGAGGUGGUUGAGGAAGAAGGUGAAGGACAUGUGUUUCAUUUGGAGAAACCUAAUUCUGAUAAGGCUUUGAGAUUCUUGAAGAAGUUUGUCGACUUUAUUAUUGGUUGAUGAAUGCUUUUUUUUUUGUGUGUAAAUGUUGUUGAUGAUUUUAAAUUUUUAAGUGUGGUAUUUUGAAUUUAAUUAUAGUUUAUGUAAUCUUGUUUUUAAGAUAUAAAACACAUGAAUUUCA
Messenger RNA from Arabidopsis arenosa, 1114 nucleotides. The record is from the annotation of a GenBank genome assembly. Lineage: Eukaryota; Viridiplantae; Streptophyta; Magnoliopsida; Brassicales; Brassicaceae.